This is a messenger RNA of Sugiyamaella lignohabitans, 1791 nucleotides long. RefSeq names its product glucose-inactivated glycerol proton symporter STL1 (gene STL1). Gene Ontology annotation, molecular function: carbohydrate:proton symporter activity. Lineage: Eukaryota; Fungi; Ascomycota; Dipodascomycetes; Dipodascales; Trichomonascaceae. The record is from RefSeq and is a predicted model, not a curated record. Gene Ontology annotation, biological process: transmembrane transport; carbohydrate transport. Bases 1 to 1791 code for a protein of 596 amino acids. Gene Ontology annotation, cellular component: membrane. The transcript has a single exon.
AUGACGGCAGGUCGAAAUAAGGGCACCGGUCUCACCGGUAAACCGCUGCUCUACUUCACCACUGUAUUUGUAUCGCUCGGAGUGUUUCUCUUUGGAUAUGAACAGGGUGUCAUGAGCUCGGUUAUUGUGUCGGUUUAUUUCAAAGAUUUCUUUGAUCAGCCCACCAGAGCAGAAAUCGGAACUAUGAUUGCCAUUCUCGAAAUCGGCGCUUUAAUAUCAUCUUUGAUUGUAGGAAGGGUAGGCGAUAUUAUCGGUCGCCGAAAAACCAUCUUUUAUGGAGCACUGAUUUUUGUCAUUGGAGGUUGUUUCCAAGCAUUCUGUCCUUCAAUGAGUAUAUUGGUCAUUGGACGAUUUAUAUCCGGUAUUGGAGUAGGAAUGCUAUCGACAAUUGUUCCUGUUUACCAGUCUGAAAUCUCCCCAUCGCAUAAUCGUGGUAAAUUGGCAUGUAUUGAGUUCACUGGUAAUAUUGUAGGUUACUGCUCCUCAGUAUGGGUUGACUACGCAUGCAGUUAUAUUCAUAGUGAUAUGGCAUGGAGACUCCCACUAUUUUUACAAUGUGUUAUGGGAACGUUAUUAUUGCUCGGAUCGUUGAUUAUUGCUGAGACUCCUCGUUGGUUAUUGGAUAAUGACUACGAUGACGAAGGAAUGGUAGCGAUUGCUGAUCUCCACGGAGGUGGUGAUAUUUAUAACCCACAGGCACGCCAGGAAUUUAGAGAGAUCAAGGAAGCAGUAUUGCUACAUCGAAUGGAAGGUGAACGUAGUUAUUCAGACAUGUGGCGUAAAUAUAAGAAGCGAGUUCUUAUUGCCAUGUCUUCACAAGCAUUUGCUCAAUUGAAUGGUAUCAAUGUGAUUUCUUACUAUGCUCCUCUUGUAUUUGAACAGGCUGGCUGGGUCGGUCGAGAUGCCAUUUUAAUGACUGGUAUUAAUGGCAUUGUAUAUAUUAUGUCUACCAUUCCACCAUGGUACCUGUCUGAUAGAUGGGGAAGAAGAGUUAUUCUGAUUUCUGGUGCCAUCGCCAUGGCCAUCUCCCUAUCGACUAUAUCAUAUUUCAUGUAUGUGCAAGUAUCGUACACACCUACGAUGGUGGUGAUAUUUGUUGUGAUAUACAACGCAUUUUUUGGAUAUUCCUGGGGUCCCAUUCCUUGGCUUUAUCCACCUGAAAUCAUGCCUUUAUCAGUCCGAGCAAAGGGUGCAUCAUUAUCUACCGCAUCCAACUGGGCUUUCAACUGGCUUGUAGGACAAAUGACGCCAAUUUUACAGGAAAAAAUCCAAUGGCGUCUGUAUUUGAUGCAUGCAUUUUUUUGUAUUUGUUCGUUUGUCACUGUAUACUUUGUCUAUCCUGAGACAAUGGGUGUCCAGCUCGAGGAUAUGGACUCACUGUUUGGUGACAAAUCAAUAAGGUCCUCAAGCGCAUCUAGCAUCGACACUCAAUCACUAUUAUCACAUGGAAAUGAUGAUGUUGAGCCCAAUUAUUCUGGUCCUUCGACGUUGCAACCAUCAGCUGCCGCAAUUGCUCGGGGCCGAAGUAUGUCUGGAGGUACUGCUCCAUUUAUUACAAACUCGACUGCCUUUUCGGCGGUGCUGACUUCAUCUGCUAGUGGUAGUGGUGCUAUUCGAGAUGAGGAAGACGACAUAGAAGCCCCCAAGCCAGUGAAAGAGUCACCACCAACCGGUGGGGUCACUGGAUUCCUGUAUAGAGCAUUUGGUGGAAAGGAUAAAUCAAAGGUCCCAAAUACUGAUGAUUACAAGCCUUUGAACCGGAAUAACGAAUCUCCAUUUGAAGAAGAUUAG